Molecule: messenger RNA, 4234 nt
Organism: Lethenteron reissneri (Far Eastern brook lamprey)
Lineage: Eukaryota; Metazoa; Chordata; Hyperoartia; Petromyzontiformes; Petromyzontidae
Product: nascent polypeptide-associated complex subunit alpha, muscle-specific form-like
Source: RefSeq, a predicted model, not a curated record
AAAAUAAAAAAAGGAUUGACUGCACCGUCUUCAGUAAGUGACGGCGCGAGAGGCAGCAGAGAGUGAGAGAGAGAAAGACGCGAGUUUUGGCCGCUGAAGCUCAAUCAUGUCGAACAUGGACUACGGUUUGGUGACAGCCGUCUUCUGCUUGUGUUUGGGCUCGUGCAAUGCUCUGGCGGUGCAUGUAAUAGCGCAACCACAAGCGAGUGUCCACAUGGAAGGCGAGACGGUCUGGAUUGUUUGUUCAGUGAAACCAAGCACGCCAGUAACGCCAGACCUUCGUGCUCCGAGCGACAGAAAUCAUCCAGACCUUAGCCGGGCGGUGAAUUACUCUACCGCGCCAUCUCACAAGGCUCAAAGCCAGUCGAAGCCGAGCAGCAAAACUAAGAACGAGACCCCACCCAAUGUCCAAGCGAAAGGCAUCGACGGCACUGCAAAUCCCACUCCGGUUGAAAGUCGAAGGCCGCCACCUUCUGAACAAAGAGACUUGGAGAUUUUGAUCGGCGAGUCUCCACCAACGGGACUCCAAGGAGAUGCCGCAAAAAGCCUCGCAAGAGCAUCGCAGCUUAAACCAAUGCUUGGCAGAGCCAGGACAAGGCGAGCUAAGACACCGAACGCUAAGAUACCUCGGUUGAUCUCUAAAACUCUCGACAAUUCGACGGAGGAUGACCAGAAUUUGGAUAAAACCAAACUCGCGGAACACGGCAAGGAACGCAAACAAGGGAAGCCCGCGAACAAAGCUGUGGACGUUUCAAACGCAACGCUGCUGCAUUCUGCUUCACGCACUACUUCGGUGGUUGGGGUUCGCAAGAAGAUGCCGGAAAAUCGGACCAAGUCACUUACACUGACUUACAGAUCAAAGCAAUCGAACCAGACAUCCAGCCAGGCUGCUAAGAAGGUUGAACAAGGGGCAAGACCAGGAUCACCUAAACUGCCCGCGAAGAACCCCAGAUUGACGAAGUUUGAAAAAACACCAAGACUGAGCCAACCAAAGCAAACUGCUCUGAUUGCAAAUCAACAUCACAAUCAAACAAAGCCAAACAGUGAAAAACCAAAACACAAGGGGCCAGUUAAAACAGCAGAGCAUAGCUCGGAGACACAAACCCAGCGAAUCGGCCAACAUCAAACAAACGAAAAGGCUUCCCUGCCCUCUAAGUCAACACAAUCUCCAGCUGUGAAGGUCCAAAACCGGAACACAACAUCGCAGCAUGACCCAGACCAACAAGCGGCAUCGUCUCGUCUUACCAAAGACCACACUAAACCAGUGAGAAGAAUAUCAAGCGCUGAAAAGUCCACAGAAAGCGUUGCCACUGACACAAUUCACCAGAACAAUUCGAGGUUAGGCACGAAUCUUGGCCUCUCUCGAGCAACGCAGAAAGGAACGAGGACAAAUAAGCCACAAGAACGUGGAAACAAACCGGGUCGUAAAAUCACUGCUCAAGCUCAUGCCACCUUGAAAACACCUUUACAAAAUCCACCGCUGGAGGUCACCUUGGGCGAAACGGAUGUCAAAGACGAAACGGAAAAUGAGCCAACUAAAAAAAUGCACGUCCUUACUGGAACCAGUGACAACAUUUUGGAGCCGGUGCAGCCUACUCAGGUGAGCUCACGCCAGAGAACGACGAUUGGAAAUGUCUUGACGAUGGUUAAAGCAGCCGAUUCAAAUCUGGGGCGAUUAAAUCGCACAGACAACACAAAUAAGACUGGACAAUUAAAACCAAAACCUCCUGCACAUGCACAUCCAGACAAGAAGCAGCCCACGCGACAAGUCCCUGAGAGAAAAGGCUCCGACCACAAGAAACCACUCAUUAAAACUCCAGGCCAUUUAACACCCCAAAAAACAACUGAAACCCAUAAUAAACUCAUGGUCGUUCCCACUCAACCCACCUUUAGAACAACAACAACAACAACAACAAAAACCAAACCACCACCACCACCGCCAGAACACGCACGCCCAACUCGUGGAAUCUCAACAAGGCUUGAAGUAUCCAAGCAAGUGAACUCAGCCACAGCUCGGCCCGUCGAUCACUCCCAUGAGCUGGUCGUACAGUGGCUGCUGGCAGGCGUCGAUGGGUCAGAGGUGGAGAUUGCACGUCGAGACCGGCGAGGAAAACUCAAAGUCGCCGAGGAGUUUCGAGAGAGGCAGAGAACUGGUGGCCUGGACUUGAGUUGGGACCCAUCGCUCCUCGCGUUGUCGCUGAGCCUCUCCCCGGCAGUGCGAGCUGACGUGGGGACAUAUCGAUGCGUGGUCACGAGCGGCUGGGAAGACGAGGUUCUCAAUGCCUCGGCAGAGGUGAAACUCAGAGUCCUGAGACCAGACUCCAACAUCUAUCCUCACCCGGAGACUCCGUCAACCAAAGGACCCAACUCCAUUGAGGAAAUGGUCUUCAAUGAAGGGGUGCCAAUGUCUAUCUCGCAAGAGCUCUAUAUUCUGACGGUGGCAGUCAGCUGUCUGGGACUCAUUAGCCUUCUGCUCUUUCUGUCCAUCAUCCUGCACCGACACAGGACCAGGAAGCACCGCUCCACGUCUGCAGCUGUCUCCAAAAUUGCUAUUUCAUCCAGAAGCUUUCAAGACUGCAAAUGCAGUCUUGACAGGAGCCACUCAAAAGUGAACGGCUGCACAGCGAGUGACCAUCAAGCCUGCACAAACAGUGCCAAGGUUAUCAAAACCCUGCAAGACAAAUUUGCAGAAAACAGAGCGUCAGUGGCCAGAAGCAGUGUGUGUACACUGCCGGAACCCUCCACCUCCCACUCUGCCGACUUGCCUCCAGAGCCACGGCUCAUAUCGGCGGAGGAACUGGUGCCGUGCGAUGUGACAUAUGCAGCCUUGGACCUGACCAGACCAGUGGCCACGAAGCCCCAGCCAUUACCGCGCACCAUCUACGCACAGAUCAGCUUCUCCCAGACCAAGAACGGCUGAUGCUCAAGUCUGGCACCAGCACCACCCGCUGAUGUUCUAGGCAGUAUUUUUGGUCUGAAGACCCGAGCCUAUUCUUAUCAUAGACCAGGGGUCAGCAAAGAAAUUAACAAGAUACAUUAUUUCAAAUUCAGUAAAACAAACCUCAAUGUUUCAAGAGCCACAAUGCAUGUGGUGAAUGAGACAGUGGCCCUUAAUAAUGUCACGAAUCAGUCCUUGAAGAGCUGCAUGCGGCUCCGGAGCUAUAGGUUGCCGGACCCAUCAAAUACCAAUGCAUACACCACUUCAAGCCCUCUCCAUUGGGGCCCAGAUACGCUCUGUAAUCCAUUGACAGAACAGCCCAUGUUUGUAGUAAUGUAUUCUAGACCAAGCUCCAAAUAAAAGCCGGUGCACAGAAUAAACGUUUCAGGACAGAAGUGCUCUUCUCUGCACCCACUGGACCAGUUGAAAGCAAAUUUUUUUUAAACAAAAAUCAAUGGUUUCUCUGAAGGAGACCCUAGAAUAAUAGCAGCAGGCCCGUCUUAACGAGUCCGCUGUUGUUUAAGGGUAUUCAGUAAGAUCAAUGCAAGUGGCCACUGACGCACUUGACCGAGCAGGCCCCAAACUGGGUGACAAAAGAAUACAGACUGCCCGAGUGGCUCUUGUAUUGAUUCCUUAUUUAAACAAUUCUUCAAUAAAAAAAUAUAACCUUAAAAUGGCUCAUUCGGAGCUGUUGCUUAAAUCCAGCAGUAUUUUAAAUGGUACCGUAACUUGCAAAAUUGUAAAGUAUUUGCCUGUUUUUAUGGUUAUUUUUACUUGUGUACAUACUGUAUUGAUAUUUCAGCAUAAACUUUAAAGAAAAAUAGAGACCAGGUCUGGGCCAAAUCCAAGACCAGUUCCAAACUUUGUGUACAUUAUAGAUAAUCCCAGGAAGCGGUCAUCACAUUUUACCUUUAACGCCAUGUCACUUGUACUCCAUUAAAUACAGGAACGAAACACUUAGUGUAGCUUUACAAUGAGCUCAAACGUUACACAGUAAACUAGUAGUUUGAGUGACACAAUUAAGACUUGAGGCCAUUGCCCGUGCAUGAAAAUUUCAGCCCAAAUUAUUGUCCAAAAGUAUUAAUACAUUUUCAUUGGCUUGGGAAUUUCAUUAAAGUACAAUAAAAGCAAAAAGACAAGCUUUGAGAGGCCCAUGUUAACAUAGUCCAUUCCAAUAUUAACCACAUAAUCCACAUUUUAUAACUGUAGCACAUGUCAAAAACGUGUUCAAGAUGUAUCCACAAAUGAUGUACGUAUGCUUAUGUGUUAAAAUGGCUGUGAAAAUAAAAUGUUGCA